UCCUCUUGGUCCCGUUCCCAAGUGUUGGUGAAUGCAUAGUUGAUCAAUUUCAUCCACACCUUCUUCGGCAGGUAGGGUGUCAAGAUAGUCCGUCUGUCUACAAGUCCUAGGAAGUAAAGACACAGAAUUCCUAAACAAAUUUUAUUUAUGCAAACAAUUUUAACAUACUGAGAGAAAAAUAAAACGUAGGUUAGUUGAUGCAAAGAACAGAGAGAGAGAGAGAGAGAGAGAGAGACUCUUGUGCGACAAAUUCGGUCCUGUAGAGAGACAUGGCAGGCAGUGGCUCUUCAAACCCGACGCAAGGUCCCAAGAUAUUACUAACGAAGCCUGGCCUCGUCACCUCCGGUAAAUUCAACCGUGGAGGCGGCGGCGGUCACGAUGAGGACUCCGCUUCACUCCGGUCACGCCUUCAAUCAAUUGGGUCUCUUAACCUCCUCUCAGAUUCCUGGGAUUUCCAGAUCGAACGAUUCCUUCCGUUUUUAACAGAUAACACAGAUUUUACUGUUGUGGGUGUGAUUGGACCGCCUGGGGUGGGCAAAUCAACCAUUUUGAAUGAAAUCUAUGGUUUUGAUCCUUCCUCAUCUGGAAUGCUACCCCCAUUUGCGGUAGAAUCGGAGGAAACGAGAGCAACGGGGAGGCACUGUACUGUUGGUAUUGAGCCUGGGAUUUCCUCUGAAAGGAUUAUACUUCUGGACACUCAGCCUGUGUUUAGUCCUUCUGUGUUAGCUGAGAUGAUUCGGCCUGAUGGUUCAUCUACGGUAUCUGUAAUAAGUGGUGAGUCUCUGUCUGCAGAGUUGGCUCAUGAACUGAUGAGUAUCCAGCUUGGCGUUCUUCUUGCAUCAGUUUGUCAUAUAAUCUUGGUGGUAUCGGAGGGAGUUCAUGAUGAUAGCAUGUGGCACUUGAUGUUGACGGUGGAUUUAUUAAAACAUGGCAUACCCGACCCAUCUUCCUUGACCUUUUCUCAUCCACAGAGCUCUACUAUGGGUGCUGAUAAAGAAAAGGAUAAACUUCUAGAGGGUGGAGAUGAGUACAUUGCUGCCCCAGUUUUUGUGCAUACAAGGCUUCGUGACAGAGAUGUUGCACCACAAAAUUUUGUACAAAUGAAAAAGGCCCUUGCACGAGGUUUUAGGUCUUCUUCAUUUAUGAGAUUGAAAAGCCGAGAUGCAUCAAAAGAUGCUCACUCUUCUGACACUCAAAUUGAUGACAUAGAUUCCAACCUGAAAUUGUUUCUAAUACCAUCCAAGGGUAGAGACGACUCCUCAAGACCACAGUAUGAGAGCUAUAUUUCCAUGCUGUGGAAAGUAAGGGAUCAGGUUUUAUCUACCAGUGGCCCAUCUUUCUCAAGGAUUGUGUCUGAACGCGACUGGUUGAAGAAUUCUGCCAAAAUAUGGGAACAAGUUAAGAACUCUCCAAUUAUUGCUGAUUACUGCAGAACUCUCCAGAGUUCAGGCUUGUUUCGGAAGUAGACGACUUUCUUUGUUACAGUUGUCCCACUAAAGCAGUUCUUAUGACUGUCUGGUGUAGCUUAUUGGGCAAUACUGUGAUGAUCAGUGUGUCUUGUAAUCUAUUUCCAGACACUUGUUUUACAUUGCUAGUUAUAUUCUGGAUGCAUCAGACGUUACUUUUACUAUAGAUGCUAAUUAUCUUUUCCUCUAA
This is a messenger RNA of Olea europaea var. sylvestris, 1656 nucleotides long. Its product is annotated as protein SMG9-like. Gene Ontology annotation, biological process: nuclear-transcribed mRNA catabolic process, nonsense-mediated decay. Lineage: Eukaryota; Viridiplantae; Streptophyta; Magnoliopsida; Lamiales; Oleaceae. The transcript is spliced from 8 exons. Bases 270 to 1466 code for a protein of 398 amino acids. The record is from RefSeq and is a predicted model, not a curated record.